AUGGAGUUGCGUGUGGCGUGGGAUCGAGCCCCCCAGCACCAUGAGAUGUUAGGGUCAAGGCCUAUGACCUUAGCUCUUGGCCUCAAGUACUUGGGUGGGGCAUGCAAGGGCUUCCUGAUCCUAACAAGGUAUUUCCACCUCUUCUGUUUUAACAAAGUAUUUCUGCUGAAGUCAGUGAAACUAGUCUGUGCAAGUAGUAAAUGCAUAAAUCCUAAAUACAUGUUGGGACAAUUGCUAAUUCAGGAGAUACGCACCAUUGACGGAUUUCUAAAAACCGAUGAAAGACAAAGACUGGCAAGGGAGAGGAGAGAAGAGAGGGAGAAAUACCUUGCUGCUAGGGAACAGCAGAUACUGGAGAAGGAGAGAAGGGCAAAACUUCAGUAUGAAAAGCAAAUGGAGGAGCGAUGGAGAAGACUGGAGGAACAGAAGCAGAGAGAGGAGCAGAAGAGAGCAGCUGUUGAAGAAAAACGGAGACAAAAGCUUAAAGAGGAGGAGGAACGUUUAGAAGCCAUGAUGCGUCGGUCCCUUGAACGCAGCCAGCAGCUGGAACAGAAGCAGAAGCGAUGGUCGUGGGGAGGAGCACUGGCUGCAGGCUCAGGAGUGAGAGAUGGUGAAUCAGAAAAUACCCCACCCCCUGUUCUAGGUUUAGCUGCCAACACCCUUCCUCCAGACUCUGUGACCUCUGCUGCUCCUGCUGAUUCCUUCAAUGCAUGUGACAAACUUUCAGCUUCUACAAUGAAUCUGCCAAAGCAAAUGGAAUCGCCAAUCAGUAAACGCCUCUCCUCCUCCACAGCGGCAAUAACACAUUCCCCUGACAGAGCUCACCGCAUGCAUCUUAGUCCAAUGGAAAACUUUAUUGUGUCUCGACUGCUGACUCCCACACAGUCAUCUUUAGCCAGAAGCAGAAGUACAUUAAUGCUUUCUGAGCAGUACAGUAAUCCAGUAUUCCAUAUCUGUCCUCGUGUAGCACCAGCUAGUCCUCUUAAAUCUCCCUACAAGCCUUCCCCCACCCGAAGCACUGACAGAAAGAAGGCAACUUCACCCUCCACUUCCGAUGCCAUGAAAGGGGCGGCUGCAGCUGAAGUUACUCAGACUGAGAAGAUAAAGAAAGAGAAGCGGCCCACAACACCUAGUUCAUCAUCUGGUAUGGGAUCUCCUCUAAGAAGGUCUGAUUCUCCUGCUGCCAUGUCUAGAAGAUCUGCAUCACCUGCGACACCUAAGACAGUAGCAAAGACUUAUCCUCAGUCUCCUAAAAAUGCCAAACAAUAUCCAGCUUCUCCUGUGAAGCAUCGUGCUACUUCUAAUCUCAACCAGGAAACUCCUAAAAAGAAAGCAGACAAGGAGAAAGAAAAUGUCAGUCAUCAAAAAUCCCCGGGAACACGCACUGAUGAGGCAGGCCAGGUAGCUUCUGAGAAGCAUGUGCCUUCUGCAGGGAAGACUGAAAACAGUGAAGGGAGGAUCACGGCAGGAACAACUGAUGCAGAAGAAGCCUCAAAAAUUCUAGCUGAAAAAAGACGACAGGCCCGCCUGCAAAAAGAACAAGAAGAAAGGGAGAGACAGGAAAGAGAAGAACGGGAGAGGCUUGAAAGAGAAGAACAGAAAAGAAAGGCAGAAGAAGAAAGACUUCGUCUAGAGGAAGAGGCUCGUAAAAAGGAGGAAGAAAGAAAAUGUGAAGAAGCAGCAGCUAGAAAAAAGGCAGAAGAGGAAGCCAGGAGAAGAGCUGAGGAAGAACAAAUGCUAAAAGCAAAGCAAGAAAAAGAGCUCCAAGCCAAACUUGAGAAACAGAGGGAAGAAGCAGAAAUCAAAGCCCGUGAGGCAGCUGAACAACUUCGUCUUGAAAGGGAACAAAUCAUGCAGCAAAUUGAGCAAGAAAGACUGGAGCGGAAGAAGAGGAUAGAUGAAAUAAUGAAGAGAACAAGGAGGAGUGAAACACCAGAAAUAAAGAAGGAAGAGCCAAAACUGGAGGUACCAUCAACUUUGAAUGUGGAAAAGCAACCAAAGGCCCUUGUUCUCAACCAGCCAGAGAUCAAUGGAUUGGCAACCUGCCUGAAAAAUAAAAGCUUAGAAAGUGCCGCCCCUGUAAUCCCUUCCCAAGAUGUAGUUGCUAAUGGACUAAAGUCAGUGCCAGGACUUAUUCAGCUGGAAGCUGUUGAUGGGAAAUCUAACAGCAUGGAAGAUUCAACAGAUGAGGUUCAGUCCAUGGAUGUGAGCCCGGUUUCAAAAGAAGAACUUAUCUCUAUCCCCGAAUAUUCACCCAUGAAUGAACUCAUGCCUGGUGUUUCUUUGGACCAAAAUGGGACAAGUAAUGCCAAGGCUCUUGAAGAUCUCUUGGAUUUCACAGGCCAAGCUACAUACUCCAAGAUGUCCAGUGAUACCAUUAGCCUAGAUGACUGUAACAAAAACUUGAUUGAGGGAUUUAACAGCCCAGGACAAGAAAAUACACUUAAUUCUAUCUGUUGACAACCUCACUUUUCAGCAGAACAGAUAAAGAGGUAGCAAUUUGUGGAGGAUAUAUAUCUCU
Molecule: messenger RNA, 2521 nt
Organism: Gavia stellata (red-throated loon)
Lineage: Eukaryota; Metazoa; Chordata; Aves; Gaviiformes; Gaviidae
Gene: MAP7D2
Product: MAP7 domain containing 2
Biological process (GO): microtubule cytoskeleton organization
Cellular component (GO): microtubule cytoskeleton
Source: RefSeq, a predicted model, not a curated record